Molecule: messenger RNA, 3245 nt
Organism: Chelonia mydas (Green sea turtle)
Lineage: Eukaryota; Metazoa; Chordata; Testudines; Cheloniidae
Gene: SLC9A4
Product: solute carrier family 9 member A4
Exons: 12
Coding region: 441-2852 (803 amino acids)
Biological process (GO): sodium ion transport; proton transmembrane transport; regulation of pH
Cellular component (GO): membrane
Molecular function (GO): sodium:proton antiporter activity
Source: RefSeq, a predicted model, not a curated record
GAGGUGUGGAGCUUGCAGUCCUACCUGUUCAGCAUGCUGGGAUCUGCUCCCUGGGAUUCUUUUUACUCUUGUGGACUUUGUUGAAUGAAUUCUGUUGCCUAGUUUUCUCAGGCGCAAGGAAAACUAUUGAGCCUAGAGCAAGUACAAAUCUUCUGGGGAAGAGAGACUAUUCCUGAAAAGUGCAAGGCUGCUGAAAGUUUUAAUCUGGAUUUCAGAAGCCUGCAAAUACCUGUGUCUUCAUCUGAACUCCAGAUUCUUCUGUAAUUCAAAAACAGAAAGACACAUUGAUUUGGGAUUUUUAAAGUGAUAACAUAAUAGAUAAUUUCCUGAGGGAAUCUUGAUGGCUAGGGUCAGUGCAGACUGAAAGCAGAUAAUAUCACAUAGAUUCAUGCAUACAGUACAUGCUACACAUAGUAUAAAAGAAAGUUUCAGCCCCAAUCAUGGGCUCUCAGAUAUUUAGGCAUAUUAAUUUUUUGAACUGGUUGCUGUUGCUAUUGUCUCUGGAGUGUCCUUUUGCUGCUACUUAUUUUGAGUUAUCCACCUUGAGCAGUAAUUCAACAACUCAUUACAAGCCUGACCAUCAUGAUGCGGAGGGCUCUGCUCAGGAUGAGAGACUGCAUGUUUUUACGGUGGAUUAUAACUAUGUGCAAAUUCCCUGUGAAAUUUCACUUUGGAUACUUCUUGCAUCUCUUGCAAAAAUAGGUUUCCAUCUCUACCACCGACUGCCAAGCCUCAUGCCGGAAUGCUGCCUUCUGAUAGCUGUCGGGGCACUGGUUGGAGCAAUCAUUUUUGGCACUGAUCACAAAUCCCCACCAGUUAUGACUACCAACAUUUACUUCCUAUAUCUCCUCCCACCCACUGUCCUUGAGGAGGGGUACUUUAUGCCCACUCGCCCCUUUUUUGAAAAUUUUGUGUCCAUCCUGUGGUGGUCUCUACUGGGAUCCCUCCUGAAUGCAUUUGGCAUCGGACUCUCUCUCUAUGGGAUCUGCCAGAUCGAAGCCUUUGGUCUCACUGACGUUAACCUGGUGCAGAACUUGCUUUUUGGCAGCCUGAUUUCAGCUGUGGAUCCCGUGGCGGCACUAGCUGUUUUUGAAGAGGCCUCUGUUAAUGAGCAGCUUUACGUGAUGAUAUUUGGAGAGUCUUUGCUAACUGAUGGAAUCACUGUGGUGUUAUAUAACAUAUUACUCACCUUCACCCAGAUGCACCGAUACGAAGAGAUUAAACCCACUGAUAUUCUUGCUGGAGUUGCUCGUUUCUUUGUAGUGGGACUAGGCGGAGUGCUGGUUGGCAUCGUGUUUGGAUUUGUUUCGGCAUUCAUGACUCGAUUUACGCAGAACAUUUCUACCAUCGAACCGCUGCUUGUCUUCAUGUUCAGUUAUUUAUCAUAUUUGUCUGCUGAAACUGUCUACAUCUCAGGCAUUCUGGCGAUGACGGCAUGUGCAGUGACUAUGAAAAAAUAUGUGGAGGAGAAUGUUUCCCAGAAUUCCUACACAACCAUAAAGUACUUCAUGAAGAUGCUGAGCAGUAUCAGCGAGACCCUGAUUUUCGUGUUCAUGGGAGUGUCCACAAUUGGAAAGAACCACGAGUGGAACUGGGCCUUUGUUUCCUUCACUCUGCUCUUCUGCUUGAUUUGGCGGGCACUAAGUGUGUUUGCUCUCUUUUAUAUCAGCAACAAGUUUCGGACUUAUCCCUUCACCAUUAAAGACCAGCUCAUUAUUGCCUACAGUGGCCUUCGAGGAGCCAGUAGUUUCUCUCUCGCAUUUUUGCUUCCUAUGUAUCUCUUCCCUAGAAAGAACAUGUUCAUUACAGCUACUCUUGUAGUUAUAUAUUUCACUGUGUUCAUUCAGGGAAUCACAAUUGGUCCACUGGUCAAGUAUCUAGAUGUUAAAAAGACCAACAAGAAAGAGUCCAUCAAUGAAGAGGUUCAUGUACGAAUGAUGGAUCACCUGAAGGCUGGAAUUGAAGAUAUAUGUGGGCAUUGGAGUCACUCUCAACUGAGAGACAAAUUUAAAAAGUUUGACAAUACAUAUCUAAAGAAAAUCCUGAUCCGGGGGAACCAGCCCCAAUCCAGCAUUGUAUCUCUGUACAAGAAGAUGGAAAUCAAACAGGCCAUUGACAUGGCAGAAAAUGGGAUGACAAGUUCAGCUGAAUCGACAGCUUCUCUCCAAAGCUAUAGAAAUCAAACAAUGCGUAGGCUUUCCUCUGAAGAGGUGGAGUCCAUGCGGGAUAUGCUGACACACAGUCUGUAUCAAGUACGACAAAGGACCCUGUCGUAUAACAGACACAACCUGCCAACAGAAACAAGCGAGAAACAAGCCAAAGAAAUUCUCAUCCGGCGCCAGAACAGCCUGAGGCAGAGUGUGAGGAAAGGAAACAGCUUUUCUUGUGGGAAACCGGCAAGCACCCAAAAUUUGCGUUUCCUCUCUUUACCGUAUGGUACUCAUCAUACAGCUAGACGAAAAGCAAGGCAUGAUGCUUCUACAGGUGAUUACAGCAGUGAUUCUGAUUCAAUGGUCUCCAUCAUGUUCAGUCCACAGCUCCGAGCAGGCUCACUUGGAGCAAACUGUCGUCAGCAGGAGAUGGAGCGGUUAGAUAGAAGAGAGAAACUGUCAGAUUUUGCAGGUCAGAGGGGAACCCCAAGCAAGCAGGAUCACACAGCUAGAAUAAGAAGACCGGCUUUAAUGCCAAAGCCCCAGUUUGACGCAGUGUUUGAAGAAGAAAUACAGGGAUAUGAAUCAGAAGAGGAGGAAGGAGCAGUCGCCGCAUCAAGGCCAUCAGUUAAAUGGGCAGCAGAGAAAAGAAAUGUAAGACAUUUCCACAAAGCCCCAAACCCCCCAUUCUGGAGAAAAUAGCAAAGUUCUUAUAUGAACCAUAAUUACAAUGUUUAUCUUGGGACCUUUGAACUAAUUCUGAUGCCAGUUCUAAGCACAGUGUGAAGGUUUUUAGAAGUUCUGCGUAGAAUCAGUACUUGAACACUCAGAUUGAAGGUUGUUUGCCUGAAGCCACUGAAUGGCACAAUAGUAAAUGUCUACAGUAUCUGCUGGAAGAGAGAUGUACGUUAACUUAACUUACCAUCAGUGAAAUGUGUGUGAAUAUUUAUAGUAUCUCAUAAUUCUAUAUUCUGUACUAUGGCUAUGAUCCAGCAAAGCACCUAAGCAUGUGCUUAAAUUGAGCUCAUGAGUAAUCCCUCACAAGCUCCCUCACAUGCUUAAAGUUAAGCAAAUGGUGACAUUCUUUUCUGGAUG